This is a messenger RNA of Octopus sinensis (East Asian common octopus), 492 nucleotides long. Its product is annotated as splicing factor YJU2-like. Bases 1 to 492 code for a protein of 163 amino acids. Lineage: Eukaryota; Metazoa; Mollusca; Cephalopoda; Octopoda; Octopodidae. The record is from RefSeq and is a predicted model, not a curated record. Gene Ontology annotation, biological process: mRNA splicing, via spliceosome. The transcript has a single exon. Gene Ontology annotation, cellular component: U2-type catalytic step 1 spliceosome.
AUGAGGUUCUACAUUCGCUGUCCAAACUGUGUGUCCGAAAUCACAUUCAAAACCGAUUUGGCCAACAUGGAUUAUGCCAUGGAAUUUGGAGCUACGAGAGCAUUUCAGGCGCUUAGAAUGGCACAGAAGCAGGCAAAGGAAGAAAUGGAGGCAGAAAAAGAAGAAGAGGCGAACAACCCCAUGAAAUUGCUCGAAAGCCGGACGAAGCAGUCUUACAAGGAAAUGGAAAACAUGGAGGCAUUAGAAAUUAUUCAAGACAGUAAUCUCAUCAAGAAAAACGUGAUCAACUACGAGGAUAUCAUUGAGCAAGAUCAGCCCACCGAGGAAGAUCAAGAUGAACAGGCCUUGCGGUUGCCUUUUUAUUUUAUUCCAGUGAUUUACUUGCACUCCAGGCAGAACAGAAAAAUCAAAUUGAUGACGAGGAAUUGCUUUUCCAGUCGGUUACCAAAGAAUUGGAAUAUUCCAGCAAAAAACGGAAUGCAACAAAUUUAA